Laccaria bicolor S238N-H82 is the source of this 882-nucleotide messenger RNA. RefSeq lists its product as uncharacterized. The transcript is spliced from 6 exons. NCBI's taxonomy places the organism in Eukaryota, Fungi, Basidiomycota, Agaricomycetes, Agaricales, Hydnangiaceae. The record is from RefSeq and is a predicted model, not a curated record. Gene Ontology annotation, biological process: GPI anchor biosynthetic process. Bases 1 to 882 code for a protein of 293 amino acids. Gene Ontology annotation, cellular component: membrane; glycosylphosphatidylinositol-N-acetylglucosaminyltransferase (GPI-GnT) complex.
AUGAACGAGGCUCGACCGGAGCCAUGGAGCAGGGUUCUGUGGAAAACGCAACCUUUCUCUGAUAACCACAUACCGCCAAAGCUGUUCCUCGUGUCUUUGCAACGGAAUCCCAACCUUGAACCGUAUUCAUAUUGGCGUCUCGUUCACGCCUCAUGCGCUGUUACCCAGCAUCUCUCUACCAUCUACUUUUUCUUAGCGGUAUUUAUUCGAUUGAAGGAGAAUCAACUGGAUCCUCGAACGUUGGUAUACAUAUCUGUUGGUUGUUUCCUCGCGGGGUAUUUCACUUGGAACGUGCUCGACUCUGCAGAGCCCAGCUCCGAACGCAAUGCUAAUCAUUUGAAAGCUCUAAAAUCGUCUAUAAUGAUGUUUCUUGCGCUGAUGUCCCUUUCACCGGUUUUAAGGACUCUUAGUGCAGCUACAUCUUCCGACUCGAUUUGGGCACUCGCUGCCAUUCUCUUUAUCCUGAACGCCCUUCUAGCCAACUACACUGCCUCGAAAUCGGGCGGGCAGAUCCGUGAUCGGUUGACCUCCGUGUUAUCAAUGAAUGCUGCUGUCUCUGCAUCGGUAGUCUUGGCGUCACGUCUCUGUACCGAUGUUGCAGUGUUUGCACUUGCCCUUUUCUCGGUCCAAGCGUUCGCACUGUUCCCCAUGCUCAGACAAAGACUACAGACGUCACUGGUAGCUGUCUGGCUUUUUUUAACAAUGUUCAUGGCCGCUUCAGCAGUGUAUUUGCUCGCCUCUCUGUCACAAAUAGUGAUGUGGCUGGGUCUCUUCAUGUUAUUCUUUAUUACCCUCAUUGCUCCUAUCAUCCUAAUCUGGGCCCAGAGGUACAAGAAUAUAAUUCGAGGCCCAUGGGACGUAGCGGUGCCAAAAGUCAAUUAA